Molecule: messenger RNA, 3948 nt
Organism: Scleropages formosus (Asian bonytongue)
Lineage: Eukaryota; Metazoa; Chordata; Actinopteri; Osteoglossiformes; Osteoglossidae
Gene: cpeb4a
Product: cytoplasmic polyadenylation element binding protein 4a
Exons: 11
Coding region: 778-2976 (732 amino acids)
Biological process (GO): negative regulation of cytoplasmic translation
Cellular component (GO): neuron projection; nucleus; cytoplasm
Molecular function (GO): mRNA regulatory element binding translation repressor activity; mRNA 3'-UTR binding; translation factor activity, RNA binding
Source: RefSeq, a predicted model, not a curated record
UUGGCUGUCAUUUAGCCUCGGUGGGUUCUGAGGAGAGAAGGACGACGGCAGAGGAACGCAAAGGGUAAAAAAAAAAAAAAAAAAAAAAAAAAAAAAAUUAAAAAAGAAAUAAAUAAAAAACAUAUCAGACUCAUCGUCUAUCGAAAGGAGUCAGGUCCAGCAACUCGAUGAAACCGUCCAAUACAUAGAUGAGAAAAAUACAGUUUCAUUUUUUUGUUUCAAUGCGAGGAACGAACCGCCGGCUAACGUUACAAAAUUGGCUAACUAGCUAGCUGGUUGAAGCAGUUCACCUACGGUACCGCUGUCAAGGAGCACGACCAGAUAACUAUAUAUUUUAUUUUCUAGGGCAGAGGCGAGAGCCGUAACUAAGGGACAACGCUUCGCCGGCCAAGAGCUUUCGUUUCAUAGCUGCCGGAGUCGUCGUCGUCGUCGUCGUCGUCGUCCUGGGGGAAAGGGCAAACCAGCUGGGUGGGAGAGAGAGAGGAGUCCUUGCUCUCGAGAGAAAAUCCCCACGGCUUGCCGAGCCCGCGACGACAUGUCUGUAGUUAGCUGAUCCUGUUGAGAUACGCAACGGAAAAGAGGGCGAAGGACGAAGAGGGACAGAACUUAGGAAGUGGCCCGAAGCCCGAGCGAAGAGACGACGACGCCAUCAGCUUUUCCCCCGGUGACGAUGGUGAAGUCUGGAUAAGGCGGACCGAGAAGGGCACGCGAGUCGGGAGAGGUAAUAGAGACCAGAGUAAUACACUUUUGAGAGGGAGAAUAUACUGGAGAACAUAAAUGGGGGAUUACGGGUUUGGAGUCCUAGUACAGAACAACACUAGUAACAAAUCGGCUUUCCCUGUACGAAUUCACCCGCAUCUGCAGCCUGCACAUCAUCAUCAGAAUGCGUCUUCAGGCCCCGCUGCCUUUAUAAGCAACAGUGCAGCUGCCAAUGGCAGUAGUGCUGGGUCGGCUUGGCUUUUCCCCACUACAGCUACCCACAGCAACAUACAAGAUGAGAUUCUGGGUCCAGAAAAAUCUAAAGGCCAGCAGCAGCCACAGGAAAUACAAGAACCACAAGAAAAACAGCAGCUUUCCCCAGGCCACCAGGAGACCAGUAUCAUAUCUGAGUUGGAGAGCGCAAGACCUGAGGAGAGCAAGGGGGAGAAUGGCACUGGGGAGAGCAGUAAUGGGAAGGAGAAGCUUCGUAUGGAGUCCCCAGUGCUCACAGGGUUUGAUUAUCAGGAGACAUCAAGCCUGGGCACUGCUGCCCAGUCCAGCACCUCGUCCGCCUCCUCUCUGACUGGUUUUAACAACUGGUCAGCUGCCAUCCCGCCCAAUCCUUCCACAAUAAUAAAUGAAGAUGUCAGCUUCUUUAACCCCGCUGCCUCUGCCAGCAAUGGUCCUCUGCUGUUCCAGAAUUUCUCCCAUCAUGUCAGUCCAGGCUUUGGAGGCAGUUUUUCCCCACAGAUUGGACCCAUUUCUCAGCAUCCCCCUCCACACCCUCACUUUCAGCACCCUCACAACCAGCACCAACAGCACAGAAGAUCUCCUGCAAGCCCCCACCCUCCCCCUUUCCCCCACAGGAAUGCUGCUUUCAACCAGUUACCACAUUUGUCCAAUAAUUUGAACAAGCCCCCUUCUCCAUGGGGGAGCUACCAAAGUCCAUCGCCAUCACCUUCAUCCACCUCCUGGAGCCCUGGUGGAGGCUAUGGUGGCUGGGGAGGAGGGUCCCAGAGCCGGGACUAUCGUAGGGGCCUAAAUGCCGGAAUGGCACCCCUCAACUCCAUCUCUCCCCUGAAGAAGUCAUUUGCUAACAAUCACUUGUCAUCACAGAAGUAUUCCCGAAACAGCCCUGCCUUCAAUCCUAAACCCUGGAUGGAGGACAACUUGAGUCGAAGCGACAACAUCUUUCCAUUUCAGCAGGAGCGCACCAGGUCCUUCGAUGGCUUCAACAUGCACUCUUUAGAGAACUCCCUGAUAGACAUCAUGAGAGCAGAACAAGAUUCUCUGAAAGGUCGCUUGGGAUUCUCUCACCCCGGAGGAGACAGUCCUUUGCCCAUAAAUGCAAGGAACUUUGGGAGACGACGAGGUCACUCUUCCCUGUUCCCGAUGGAGGACGGCUUUGCUGAUGAUGAGCGGCCCGAGCAAAGCCUAACUGGGCUGGGUUCACCUCACUGUUUCCCCCAUCAGAACGGGGAGCGCAUUGAGCGUUAUUCCCGCAAGGUCUUCGUAGGGGGUCUUCCUCCUGACAUAGAUGAAGAUGAGAUAACUGCGAGUUUCCGCCGUUUUGGUCAUCUUUUUGUCGACUGGCCUCACAAAGCAGAGAGCAAGUCUUACUUCCCCCCAAAAGGUUAUGCAUUCCUCCUCUUCCAAGACGAAAGCUCAGUGCAGGCUCUAAUUGACGCUUGCAUGGAAGAGGAUGGCAAGCUCUACCUGUGUGUCUCUAGCCCCACCAUCAAAGACAAACCAGUCCAGAUCCGACCUUGGAAUCUCAAUGACAGUGACUUUGUAAUGGAUGGCUCUCAGCCUCUUGACCCAAGGAAGACUAUUUUCGUGGGGGGAGUUCCACGUCCUCUGCGUGCAGUGGAGCUGGCGAUGAUCAUGGACAGGCUGUAUGGAGGAGUGUGCUAUGCAGGUAUUGACACGGACCCAGAGCUGAAGUACCCAAAGGGCGCAGGGCGGGUUGCCUUCUCUAAUCAGCAGAGUUACAUUGCUGCUAUCAGCGCUCGCUUUGUACAACUGCAGCAUGGAGAGAUCGAUAAACGGGUGGAAGUGAAGCCAUAUGUCUUGGAUGACCAGCUGUGUGAUGAGUGUCAGGGGACGCGGUGCGGGGGCAAAUUUGCCCCCUUCUUCUGUGCCAAUGUCACCUGUCUCCAGUAUUACUGUGAAUACUGCUGGGCGGCCAUCCACUCGCGUGCCGGCCGGGAGUUCCACAAGCCACUGGUAAAGGAGGGCGGCGACCGGCCCCGGCACAUCUCUUUCCGGUGGAAUUGAGAGAAGGCAUGGAGAUGGGGAAGGGGCGGGCUGCGUAGUUGCAAAAUGUCAUAUAAAUGCACUUUUCUGUUGCUGGUUCCUUUUUAGUCUUUGAAUAGUUUAGUUUUUAAUUUAAUCACAAAAUACUUAUUUUAAAACUGGAAUUCUUUAGGGAGGCAAAAAAUAUUCAGGAGCAAUCCCAUUCCCUGUCUUUAAUUCCAUUUUGGUUUGUACAUCGAUGCAUUCUUGACUGCAUCCAGUAGAAAUUGACUUGUCGUGUCUUCUAAUGUGACUGCAAUUUCCCCCAACUCCAGUUGACUGAAAUUCUAGCAUUAAUUCUUGAUCUUUUAAUUCAUGAUUAAUCGGAAUGCAUCUUGUCCUAGAUUUAAAGGGUGUCCUGCUAAAAGAAGGGUGCACUUAUUUCUCUACUUGAGGAUUCAGAUUUGGUGCAACUAUCCUAGUUGUGAACUAAAGCUUGGUAACAACUGGCAUACAGAUAUUGCAGAAGGUACAGACAGGUGGCCCAUUCCAGCAUGCUAGGUCAUCCUCCUGAAAACCAUUGUUCAAAUUUGAUCCCAUUAGAGCUGUUAGCAUUACAGCCCCUAUUUUUGACACGCAGAACCUAAUACCUCAAGCUUUGCUGCUAAUGUAAUCAGUGAAAUGUAUAAAACAAGCUGCCCCUCACCUUAUCUCACACACACACACACACACACACACACACACACACACACACACACAAAAGCUCCCUCCCUUUACCUGAAGGUCACAAUCAAAGGGAAAUGGCAAAAGGUACAUUUGAAGUGUUUUAUUUCAAGGUAUGUUUUGAAUUUUGUCUGGAUUCAGAUAUGCGGUAUAUGUUGUCCGAAACACACUGGCCACUGGCGUCUGUCUGUAGUCCCCUUCCAAAAUAAUGGCAGCACUCCUCUGAGCGCCAGGAAUCUUCUGGGCCUUCAAGUGUUCAACACACCAUGAACAACACUAAAAAAAAAAAAA